AUCACUACGUUUGACGUAGUGAAACAGCAGGAAGUGAUACGAGCGGCUAACUGGCUAGCGCAAGGCUAGCGAGCAGAAAUGAAUCUACAUUUAGAAAAUAUUUCUGUGUUUUUUCACAGGCUGGAGCAAGUUUGACAUUUUGUCCACGCAUUGGUGAAGUGUACAGCCAUACAAGGAAUCUACAAUGGGCCAACAAAGAAGAGUGGCAGCUGUGAAUAAUCCUUUGUCUCAGGGAGUCUCUGGAGCUCCUGCAGAGUCUGUCAAGGCCUCCAACAGGAAGCACAACAUCUGCAUGGUGUCUGACUUCUUCUAUCCGAAUAUGGGAGGGGUAGAAAGUCACAUUUACCAGCUUUCCCAGUGUCUGAUUGAAAAGGGACAUAAGGUGGUAAUCAUCACCCAUGCCUAUGGCAGGAGGAAGGGUGUCAGGUACCUGACCAAUGGACUGAAGGUCUACUACCUCCCCCUGCAGGUGAUGUACAACCAGUCCACAGCCACCACCUGCUUCCACAGUCUCCCCCUGCUGCGCUGUGUGUUUGUCAGGGAACGCAUCACUAUAGUGCAUGCACACAGCUCGUUCUCCGCCAUGGCCCAUGAUGCACUGUUCCAUGCUAAGACCAUGGGCCUUAACACGGUGUUCACUGAUCACUCACUCUUCGGCUUUGCUGACGUCAGCUCUGUGCUGACCAACAAGCUUCUGACUGUGUCAUUGUGUGAUACCAACCACAUUGUGUGUGUGUCGUACACCAGUAAGGAGAACACAGUGCUCCGUGCAGCACUCAACCCAGAGAUAGUGUCUGUUAUUCCCAAUGCUGUUGACCCUACAGACUUCACCCCUGACCCCUCCCAGCGCCAAGACAACAGGAUCACUGUUGUUGUCAUCAGCCGUCUGGUCUACCGCAAAGGAAUUGACCUUCUUGGUGGAAUAAUCCCGGAGCUCUGCCUCAAACAUCCAGAUCUGCAUUUCCUAAUUGGUGGAGAGGGGCCGAAGAGAAUUGUGUUGGAGGAAGUGAGAGAGAAAUACCAACUACAUGACAGGGUGCGUCUGCUGGGAGCUUUGGAGCAUAAAGAUGUUCGUGGAGUUUUGGUGCAGGGUCACAUCUUCCUCAACACAUCGCUGACUGAAGCGUUCUGCAUGGCCAUUGUAGAGGGAGCCAGCUGUGGACUGCAGGUGGUUAGCACUCGUGUCGGGGGCAUCCCAGAGGUGUUACCUGAGGAUUUGAUUACCCUGUGUGAGCCCACUGUGCGGUCUUUGUGUGCUGGUCUUGAAACAGUCAUCACCCAGCAGCGGUCAGGCUCUUUUCCCUCCCCAGCCUCCAUCCAUGCACGUGUGCGGAACCUUUACACUUGGAGAAACGUUGCUGAGAGGACUGAAAAAGUGUAUGACAGAGUGGCCGAAGAGGAGGUGCUUCCUCUGGACAGACGGUUACGGAGGCUGAGGGCUCACUGUGGCCCCAUCGCCGGCUCCAUCUUUGCAUUUGUGGCUGUUUUAGACUUCCUCUUCCUGCUGCUCCUGCAGUGGUUGGUGCCAGAUCGGGUCAUGGACGUCGCUGUGGACACCACAGGCCCUCACGGACUGUGGUUGCAGGAAACAAGCAGUAAAAACGAAGCCCAUUCCAAAAGUGCCACGAAGCGAGCAGCAGAACGUCAUCAUAGUGAUCGCUCAAUACCUCCGCCUCACUUCUAGCUGCUUAUAUGAUGUCAUACAUAUGUCACCCUUAUUGUGCAGACGGACAUUUCAAACAUGGCUACUGAAUGCUGAAUGUGCUCAUGGUAACCCCAAACAUUGUUUACAUUUACUUAUCAAAGGGACCUUGUGUGAAAGCAUUUUAUCUGACACUUGGAAGGAGUGUUUUUAUUUUUAUAUUUAUUGAUUUAAAAUGGAAAUCUGUGGUAGUCCUUGAGACUUUAAUAAGCACUUUUUUGAUUUGGUAUACACAGUAUAGAUAGCGCUAACUAGAGGGAGUAAAAGGGGUGGUUUAUUGUACACUUACUGAUGCACAAAACUGCAAUAACAUAUUUCCAAUUUUGAUUUUGUAAUUUUGAUACCACAAAAUUCCCUCCUUUAUUUAAUAACUUUAUUUUUCUUCUCUAAGAUGUUACAUAUUUACUGUGUAUGACUUUUUUUAAGAUGAUCGUGUGACUCCCAGGCAGUCUGCUCCGGAAAAUAAAGUGUACCUUCAAGGUUUCA
Molecule: messenger RNA, 2188 nt
Organism: Xiphias gladius (swordfish)
Lineage: Eukaryota; Metazoa; Chordata; Actinopteri; Istiophoriformes; Xiphiidae
Gene: piga
Product: phosphatidylinositol glycan anchor biosynthesis, class A
Exons: 7
Coding region: 185-1684 (499 amino acids)
Biological process (GO): GPI anchor biosynthetic process
Cellular component (GO): glycosylphosphatidylinositol-N-acetylglucosaminyltransferase (GPI-GnT) complex
Molecular function (GO): phosphatidylinositol N-acetylglucosaminyltransferase activity
Source: RefSeq, a predicted model, not a curated record